CUCCUGGGAAGGGGUCAGUUUACUUUUAGUCACUGUCUUCCCCAACAGCUUCCUGUUUAACUGGCUGGAGUAAUUUGGGGUGACUCAGGGCACCCUACACACCCCCAAACUCCCGGGAAGUGGCAAAGGUAGUAACUUACAGGUCCUGGUCACAAGCACCCAAGGGAGGCAGGGAGGCUAAAAGAUGGGGGAGGGGCUGGUUAACCUCCCCCCCCCAUGCUCCAGUACAGAAGGGGGUCUGUUGGGAUCUAUGAGAGUUCUGUGGACACGAAGCUCAGAGCUGCCUGCCUUAGUUCCUGUGCCUGCCCCAGCUCUGGGCCGUACUGCAGUCUGGCCACGUUCCAGCAGCACUGAGCACUGAGCAGGCUCAGCAGGUCCCGGGGCGUGGCACUGCCCAGCGCGGAGCCAGCCUACACCGACUCAGCAGGCAGGCUCAAGCCGCAGGCAGCAGAGCCCUUCGGGGACUCGGGAGGCUGUGCUCUCAGGAGGCUGUGCUCUUGGCAGAAGCCUGCUGUGGGAGCGAGGCUAUGAUCCCCCUCCUGUACUUGGCUCUGCCCACCCUGGGCAGCUAUGUCCUGUUGUCUAUGUUCUUCCUGCGCCGACCUCAUCUGCUGCACACACCCAGGGCUCCAGCCUUCCCUAUCCGCCUGGCUGCUCAUCGCGGAGGGUCUGGCGAGCGGCUGGAAAACACGAUGGAGGCCAUAGAGAAUUCCAUGGCCCAGCGAGCAGAUCUCUUGGAAUUUGACUGCCAGCUCACACGGGACGGUGUGGUGGUGGUGUCACACGACAAGAACCUGUCCCGCCAGUCAGGCCUAAAUAAGGAUGUGGACACCCUGGACUUUGAGGAACUGCCCCUCUACAAGGAAGAACUGGAGAUUUACUUCUCACCGGGCCACUUUGCUCACGGGUCAGAUCGGCACAUGAUUCGCUUGGAGGACGUAUUCCAGAAAUUUCCAAGGACGCCCAUGAUCGUGGAGAUCAAAGAAAAAAAUGAGGAGCUCAUUCAUAAGGUAACCAACCUGGCGAGGCGCUUUGACCGAAGUGAGAUUACUAUUUGGGCUUCAGAGAAGAACUCAGUCAUGAAGAGGUGCAAGGCUGCUAACCCUGAGAUGCCAAUGUCCUUCACAAUAUGGCGAUCGAUCUGGAUACUGCUGCUGUACUACCUGGGGCUGCUGCCUUUUGUUUCGAUCCCUGAGAGGUUUUUCUUCUGCUUCCUGCCCACCAUCAUCAACAGGACGUACUUUCCGUUUUCCUGUGGAUGCUUCAACAAACUGUCAGCUCUGGUUACAAAGUGGGUCAUCAUGCGGAAAAGUCUGAUCCGACACUUGCAGGACCGAGGGGUGCAGGUGCUAUUUUGGUGCCUUAACGAAGAAUCCUAUUUUGAAGAGGCCUUCAGCUUGGGAGCCAAUGGUGUCAUGACCGAUUACCCCACAGCCCUGAGACACUACCUGGACAAGCAGGAACUAAAAGCCCCAGCCUCCUCUCACUGAGGCCCUGACCUGUCUUUCUCUUAAAAAUUAAAUAAAUAAAUAUUUUCUUGUCAGUAACACAGUU
This is a messenger RNA of Meriones unguiculatus (Mongolian gerbil), 1554 nucleotides long. It is a transcript of the gene Gdpd3, whose product is annotated as glycerophosphodiester phosphodiesterase domain containing 3. NCBI's taxonomy places the organism in Eukaryota, Metazoa, Chordata, Mammalia, Rodentia, Muridae. The record is from RefSeq and is a predicted model, not a curated record. Gene Ontology annotation, biological process: glycerophospholipid catabolic process. Gene Ontology annotation, cellular component: endoplasmic reticulum membrane. The transcript is spliced from 10 exons. Bases 528 to 1490 code for a protein of 320 amino acids. Gene Ontology annotation, molecular function: phosphoric diester hydrolase activity; phosphatidylcholine lysophospholipase A1 activity.